Molecule: messenger RNA, 13467 nt
Organism: Phyllostomus hastatus (greater spear-nosed bat)
Lineage: Eukaryota; Metazoa; Chordata; Mammalia; Chiroptera; Phyllostomidae
Gene: DNAH9
Product: dynein axonemal heavy chain 9
Exons: 69
Coding region: 1-13467 (4488 amino acids)
Biological process (GO): microtubule-based movement
Cellular component (GO): dynein complex
Molecular function (GO): ATP hydrolysis activity; minus-end-directed microtubule motor activity; ATP binding
Source: RefSeq, a predicted model, not a curated record
AUGCCGCGCGCCGAGGAGCUGGCUGUGCUGGCUGAAGAGAACCCGGACCAGGAACCCGGCGGGGACCCGCGCCUGCGACUUCUGGGAGCCUACGUGACCCAGAGCCUGCGGCCAGCUGCGGGCUCCUGGGAGCGCUGCGCGGGCACGGCCGAGGCAGAGCAGCAGUUCCACGCCUUCCUGGGCCACGAUGCUGCGGAGGGGCCGAGGCCGCUGCUGGUGGUGCGGCCCGGGCCCGCGGGCCUGGCGUUGUGGUCGGGGCUGGACGUGGAUCCCGACUUCAACCCUCCUCGCGCUAAGGGGCUUUUUUUCCUGCGCACCAGGUCCGAGCCGCCCGGGCCUAAUAGCCUCCGCGGUGCGGUGCUUUGCGGGGACGUGCCCGCUGCGCCUCUGGAGCACCUGGCCGCGUUGUUCUCCAAGGUUGUUAUCCCCAUCUUGGCCAACAAGAAGAAUCACCUAGACUGGCCCCCUGUGGUAUGUCAAGAUGUCCAGCAGCAUGCCCACAGCCUCCAGUGUGACCUCAUGGUUGUCCUUGAGUACAGGAGGGGGAAGACUUUGUUGCCUCUUCCAGCAGGCUCAGAAAAGAUGGCAUUUUGGGAUUCUGAAAGUGAUACUGUCUUGGAUUCCACAGAUAAGUCUGUCAUCUAUGCCAUUGAGUCUUCAGUGAUCCAGUGGAGCCACCAAGUACAGCUGGUCCUCAAGAAAGAGUCUUCCCAGCCGCUCCUACAAGGGGAAAAUCCCACCCCUAAGGUGGAGUUGGAAUUCUGGAAGAGCAGGUCUGAGGAUCUGGAAUACAUUUACAAUCAACUCAGAAAAAUAAAGGUGAGGGGCCUGGCGGGGCUCCUGGACAAGCUUCAGAGCAGCUACUUCCCAACUUUCCAGGCAAUGUUCAGAGAUGUUGUAGCAGCUCUGAUGGAAGCGAAGGACAUCUACGCACACCUGAUGCCACUCUACCGCCACCUGGAAACCCUAGAGAGUGUGGAGUUUCCAGAGGUGAAGCCAUGGCUGCGACCUCUGCUCCAUGUGGUCUGUCUGAUUUGGGCCACGUGCAAGUCCUAUUGCUCCCCAGGGCGGCUCACUGUGCUGCUGCAAGAGAUCUGCAACCUUCUCGUCCAGCAGGCCUCUGAUUAUCUCAGCCCAGAAGACCUCCUAAAAAGUGAGGUAGGAGAAAGUCAGAGAAAACUGCAAGUGGUCAUAGACACCUUGAACUUCUUCAAGCAGGUGUUUCAGGACAGAAGGGAGAACCUGCACACAUACUUCAAAGGGAACCAGGAAGUCAGAGAGUGGGAUUUCCAGUCUUCUUUGGUCUUUGUGCGAUUGGACGGCUUCCUGAGACGGCUGCAUGUGGUGGAGACUCUCCUGAAGACAACCUUGGAUUUUCACAAACUGGAAAAGCUUGAGUUCAGUGGCCUCAGAGGGAAUGCCCUGAGUCAGCAGGUCCGGCAAAUGUACAAUGAAUUUCAAGAGCUGUGCAGGGUCUUCUCGGAGUCCUCCUAUGACUGCCUGGACCCCCAGAGCAUGGAAUUUGAAAAUGAUGUCUCUAAGUUUAACCAGAGAGUAGAAGAUCUUGAUCAAAGACUGGGGACUAUCUUUAUUCAAGCCUUUGAUGAUGCACCUGAUUUGGAGCAUGCCUUUAAGCUGCUGGACAUAGCAGGCAAUCUCCUGGAAAGACCACUGGUAGCACGAGAUGUAUCUGAUAAGUACCUGGUGCUCAUCCAAAUGUUCAACCAAGAGCUGGAUACAGUGAGGAUAAUCUAUGGUCAGCAUGUCCAGGAGAAGGCAGAACUUGGAUUCUCCGCAGUUCACAAGAACAUGCCCUCUGUGGCCGGGGGUCUUCUUUGGGCUCAGGAGCUGAGGCAGCGCAUCCAGGGUCCCUUCACCAACUUCAAACGCAUCACACAUCCUUGCAUGGAAUCUGCUGAAGGAAAGAGAAUGAUUCAAAAAUAUGAAGCUAUGCUUUCAUUGCUGGAAAGGUAUGAGACCAGGCUUUACGAGGACUGGUGUCAGACAGUAUCAGAGAAGUCACAGUACAAUCUCUCCCGGCCACUUCUGAAGCGUGACCCAGAAACGAAGCAGAUUACUGUCAACUUUAACCCACAGCUGGUUUCUGUACUGAAAGAAAUGAGUUAUCUUCAACUGAGGCAGAUGAAGCACAUCCCUGAAACAGCAGCAGCCAUGUUCUCCUCCAGGGAGUUCUAUCGGCAGCUUGUGGCACGUUUGGAGUUGAUGGCAAAUUGGUACAACAAGGUGAUGAAAACGCUGCUGGAGGUGGAAUUUCCAUUAGUGGAGAAAGAGCUGCAAAAUAUUGAUCUCCGCCUGAGAGCCGCAGAGGAGACUCUGAACUGGAAAACAGAGGGAGCAGGCAUUUGGGAUUAUGUCGUUGAAAUGACCGAUAGUAUUCAUGAUCUUGAACAAAGGAUUCAGAAAACCAAAGGCAAUGUGAAAGAGAUCCAAAACAUCAUGAAAACAUGGGUGUCUCCAUUAUUUAAGAGGAAAGAUGGAAGAAAGGAAUGCCUUCUUUCCAUGGAUGACCAGCAAGAUCGAAUGGAAAAAUACUACAGUUAUAUCAGAGACUCUGGCCUGAAGAUCCACACUCUUGUUCAGGAAAACCUGGGUCUUUUUUCAGCAGACCCAGCCUCCAAUAUCUGGAAGACAUACAUUAACUACAUCGAUGAUAUGCUACAGGAUGGAUUCUUUCUCGCCAUUGAGUGCUCCCUCCAGUACCUCCUGGAAAACACUGAAUGUAAGCCAGGACUCAACCCAAUAUUUGAAGCACAGCUGAGCUUAGCAAUCCCAGAAUUAGUUUUCUCUCCAUCUCUGGAGUCUGGACUGAAGGGAAGCUUCUAUGACAUGGUUGAGGGUCUCGUCACCAGCAUUUUUAGAAUAGCAUCUUUAGUGCCACGGCUUUCCCCACAAAACAGCGCUCCCCACUAUCAGAUUGACAUGGAGGCUGUGGAUGACUUGGCAAGGAUGCGGAGCACACUCAUGGACAGAGUUCAGGGCAUGAUGGCCCUCUGCUGCAGCUACCGAAACACCUUCAGCCAGUACUCCUACCUCUACGUGGAGGACCGGAAGGAGAUUCUGGCCCAGUUUCUGUUGUAUGGGCAUGUCCUCACACCUGAAGAGAUUGAAGCCCAUGAAGAAGAUGGCAUCCCAGAGAACCCGCCCCUCCUCCACCAGUUUAAAGCACAGAUUGACUCCUAUGAAAAGCUCUAUGAAGAUGUGUGCAGGCUGGAGCCCAUCAAGGUGUUUGACUGCUGGAUGAGGAUUGAUGUGCGACCCUUUAAAGCAUCUCUGCUGAAUCUAAUUAAGAGGUGGAGCCUCCUGUUCAAACAGCACCUUGUUGACUAUGUCACCAACAGUUUGGCAGACCUUGAACUGUUUAUAAAAAACAGUGAGAAUGGCUUGCUCAAGAAAGUUGAAAAAGGAGACUUCAAAGGACUGGUUGAGAUUAUGGAACACCUUAUGGCCCUUAAAGAACGGCAGAGCAGCACUGACGAGAUGUUCGAGCCCUUAAAGCAGAGCAUUGAAUUGCUGAAGAUCUACAGACAAGAAUUGCCAGAAACAGUGUUUAAGCAGCUGGAGGAGCUGCCUGAGAAAUGGAGCAACAUAAAAAAGUUGGCCAUUACUGUGAGGCAGCACGUGGCCCCCCUGCAGGCGAACGAAGUGGCCCUUCUCCGCCAGAGGUGCACAGCCUUUGAGAUGGAACAGCAGCAGUUCUGGGAGCAAUUCCACAUGGAGGCGCCCUUCAGGUUUAAUAGCACUGACCCUCAUCGAAUGCUGGAUGCCAGGCACAGUGAGAUCCAGCAAAUGGAAUCCACCAUGGCCUCCAUUGCUAACACCGCCAGCUUGUUUGAGGUCAACGUUCCUGACUACAAGCAGCUGAGGCAGUGCAAGAGGGAGGUCUGCCAGCUGAAGGAGCUGUGGGACACAAUUGGCAUGGUGACCUCCACUAUCCAUGCCUGGGAGGCCACUCCAUGGAGGAAUAUCAAUGUAGAGGCCAUGGACUUGGAGUGCAAAAGAUUUGCUAGGUACCUCCGGAACCUUGACAAGGAGGUCCAGACCUGGGAGGCAUUCACAGGCCUGGAAAGCACCGUGUUGAACACCCUGACCUCACUGAGGGCAGUGGCUGAGCUACAGAAUCCAGCUAUCCGGGAGCGGCACUGGAGACAGCUGGUGCAGGCCACAGGCGUGAGCUUUGUCAUGGAUGAGGGCACCACCCUGGCACACCUGCUGCAGCUCCAGUUGCACUGCUUUGAGGAUGAGGUCCGGGGCAUUGUGGACAAAGCUGUGAAGGAGAUGGGUAUGGAGAAGAUCUUAAAGGAGCUGCAGACCACCUGGACCAGCAUGGAAUUCCAGUAUGAGCCCCACCCUCGGACCCACAUCCCUCUGCUGCGUUUGGAUGAGGACCUCAUUGAGGUUUUAGAAGAUAACCAAGUCCAGCUGCAGAACCUGAUGAUGUCCAAGCACGUUGCUUUUUUCCUGGAGGAAGUGUCACGCUGGCAGAAGAAGCUGUCCACAGCAGAUGCUGUUAUCUCUAUGUGGUUUGAUGUGCAGCAGACAUGGUCUCAUCUGGAAAGUAUAUUCAUUGGCUCUGAAGAUAUCCGGGCCCAGCUGCCCCAGGAUUCUGAACGAUUUGAAGGAAUUGACAUUGACUUUAAGGAGCUAGCUUAUUAUGCUCAGAAAACUCCAAAUGUAGUGGAAGCCACCAACAAGUCAGGUCUUUAUGAACAACUGGAAGAUAUUCAGAGCAGGUUGCACUUGUGUGAGAAGGCCCUGGCAGAGUACCUGGAUACCAAAAGGCUUGCCUUCCCUCGGUUUUACUUUCUCUCCUCUUCUGAUCUGCUAGAUAUCCUUUCCAACGGCACAGCUCCACUACAGGUUCAACACCAUCUUUCCAAACUCUUUGACAAUAUGGCCAAGAUGCAGUUCCAUCUGGAUACCAGUGAGAAGCCAACCAAGAUAAGUCUUGGCAUGUACAGUAAGGAAAAUGAGUAUGUGGCCUUCAGUAAGCCCUGUGACUGCAGUGGCCAGGUAGAAAUAUGGUUGAACCAUGUGCUUGUCCAUAUGAAGGCUACCAUAAGGCAUGAGAUGGCAGAAGGUGUGACUGCCUAUGAAGAAAAGCCAAGAGAACAGUGGCUCUUUGACUACCCAGCUCAGGUGGCCCUGACCUGUACUCAGAUCUGGUGGACCAUGGAGGUGGGCAUGGCCUUUGCCAGGCUGGAAGAAGGCUAUGAGAGCGCCAUGAAAGACUAUCACAAGAAGCAAGUGGCCCAGCUCAAAACCCUCAUCAGCAUGUUAAUUGGCCCGCUCUCCAAGGGGGACCGGCAGAAGAUCAUGACCAUAUGCACCAUCGAUGUGCAUGCCCGGGAUGUGGUGGCCAAGAUGAUUGCUCAGAAGGUAGACAAUGCACAGGCCUUUCUCUGGUUGUCCCAGCUGCGGCAUCGUUGGGAUGAUGAGGCCAAACACUGCUUUGCCAACAUCUGUGAUGCCCAGUUUCUGUAUUCCUAUGAGUACCUGGGAAAUACACCUCGCCUUGUAAUCACACCUCUGACAGACAGGUGCUACAUCACUCUGACCCAGUCUCUGCACCUGACCAUGAGUGGCGCUCCCUCGGGGCCUGCAGGCACAGGCAAGACGGAGACCACCAAGGACCUGGGCCGAGCUCUGGGCAUCAUGGUCUACGUGUUCAACUGCUCGGAGCAGAUGGACUACAAGUCUUGUGGCAACAUCUACAAAGGCCUCGCUCAGACUGGUGCCUGGGGCUGUUUUGAUGAAUUCAAUCGAAUUUCCGUGGAGGUCCUGUCAGUGGUGGCUGUGCAGGUCAAAAGCAUUCAAGAUGCAAUUCGAGAUAAGAAGCAGCAAUUCAACUUCCUUGGGGAAGAGAUUAGCCUGAAUCCUUCUGUGGGCAUCUUCAUCACCAUGAACCCUGGCUACGCUGGCCGCACGGAGCUGCCGGAGAACCUGAAGGCUCUCUUCAGGCCCUGCGCGAUGGUGGUUCCAGACUUUGAAUUGAUCUGUGAGAUCAUGCUGGUGGCGGAAGGAUUCAUUGAAGCCCGGUCAUUAGCCAGGAAGUUCAUCACCCUUUACCAGUUGUGCAAAGAGCUUCUCUCCAAACAGGAUCACUAUGACUGGGGCCUGCGGGCCAUCAAGUCUGUGCUGGUGGUGGCUGGAUCUCUAAAGCGAGGAGACCCUGACAGGCCUGAGGACCAAGUCCUGAUGCGCUCCCUGCGAGAUUUCAACAUUUCCAAGAUAGUGACUGAUGACAUGCCAGUGUUCAUGGGCCUGAUUGGGGACCUCUUCCCCACCCUGGAUGUCCCUCGGAGGAGAGACCUCAACUUCGAAGCUUUGGUUAAGAAUGCAGUAGUGGAGCUGAAGCUCCAGGCUGAGGACAACUUUGUGCUGAAGGUGGUCCAGCUGGAGGAGCUUCUGGCAGUUCGGCACUCUGUAUUCGUGGUGGGCAGUGCUGGUACCGGCAAGUCUCAGGUGCUGAGGUCCUUGCACAAGACCUAUCAGAUCAUGAAACGCCGCCCCGUCUGGACUGACCUCAAUCCCAAAGCAGUCACAAAUGAUGAGCUCUUUGGCAUCAUCAACCCAGCCACACGAGAAUGGAAGGAUGGACUAUUCUCUUCUAUCAUGCGGGAACUUGCCAACAUCACCCAUGAUGGACCCAAGUGGAUUUUACUGGAUGGUGACAUAGAUCCAAUGUGGAUCGAGUCUCUGAACACUGUCAUGGAUGACAACAAGGUGUUGACCUUGGCAAACAAUGAGAGGAUCCCUCUGAAUCCCACAAUGAGGCUCCUCUUUGAGAUCAGCCACCUACGCACAGCCACACCAGCCACCGUCUCUAGAGCAGGGAUCCUGUACAUCAAUCCUGCAGACCUGGGAUGGAACCCUCCUGUUAGCAGCUGGAUUGACAGGAGGGAAAUCCAGACAGAGAGAGCCAACCUCGCCAUUCUGUUUGACAAGUACCUUCCAGCCUGCUUAGACACACUCCGAAUCAGAUUUAAGAGGAUAAUUCCAGUCCCAGAGCAGAGCAUGGUUCAGACACUGUGCUACCUUCUUGAGUGCCUCCUGACCAAGGAGAACAUCCCUGCAGACUGCCCCAAGGAAACCUAUGAGCUUUAUUUUGUGUUUGCUGCCAUCUGGGCUUUUGGCGGAGCAAUGAUCCAAGAUCAGCUUGUGGACCACCGGGCAGAGUUCAGCAAAUGGUGGCUGGCUGAGUUCAAGACAGUAAAGUUUCCUUCCCAGGGAACCAUCUUCGACUAUUACAUAGACCCAGAGACCAAGAAAUUUGAGCCAUGGUCCAAACUCAUCCCUCAGUUUGAAUUUGACCCUGAGAUGCCUCUGCAGGCUUGUCUGGUACACACGAGUGAGACUAUCCGAGUGUGCUACUUCAUAGAGCGGCUCAUGGAGCAGCAGCGACCACUCAUGUUGGUGGGGACUGCGGGCACGGGCAAGUCAGUGCUGGUGGGAGCCAAGCUAGCCAGCCUCGAUGCAGAGGACUACCUGGUGAAAAACGUACCAUUCAACUACUACACCACUUCAGCAAUGCUGCAGGCUGUCCUGGAGAAACCUCUAGAAAAGAAGGCUGGGAGAAAUUACGGCCCCCCAGGGAACAAGAAGCUCAUCUAUUUCAUCGAUGACAUGAACAUGCCCGAGGUGGAUGCCUAUGGGACAGUGCAGCCCCACACCAUUAUCAGGCAGCACCUGGACUACAGGCACUGGUAUGAUCGGAACAAGCUGUCUCUAAAGGAGAUCAUGAAUGUACAGUAUGUUUCCUGUAUGAACCCCACUUCAGGCAGCUUCACCAUCAACCCACGUCUGCAGCGUCACUUCAGUGUUUUCGGCCUCUCCUUUCCUGGAGCAGAUGCCCUGUCCUCCAUCUAUAGCACCAUCUUGACUCAGCACCUGAGGCUCGGGAACUUCCCAGCAUCUCUGCAGAAAUCCAUCCCCCAGCUGAUCACUCUGGCCCUCACUUUCCAUCAGAAAAUUGCCACCACAUUCCUACCCACAGCAAUCAAAUUCCACUAUAUCUUCAAUCUCAGAGACUUCGCCAAUAUUUUCCAGGGCAUUCUCUUCUCCUCCGUGGAAUGUAUAAAGUCCACACAGGACCUAGCAAAGCUCUAUCUGCAUGAAGCAAAUCGUAUUUAUCGGGAUAAGCUGGUGGAAGAAAAGGACCUUGAUCUUUUUGAUAAAAUCCAGAUAGAUGUGGUCAAGAAAAUUUUUGAUGAUAUCGAAGAGAUCAUGGAGCAGACUCAAAGCCUGAACAUGUAUUGCCACUUUGCAAAUGGCAUCGGCGAGCCUAAGUACAUGCCUGUGCCAUCAUGGGAGCUGUUAGCCCAGACUCUGGUGGAUGCCUUAGAGAGUCACAAUGAAGUCAACACAGUGAUGGACCUGGUUCUCUUUGAGGAUGCCAUGCGGCACGUCUGCCGCAUCAAUCGCAUCCUGGAGGCCCCUCGGGGAAAUGCGCUGCUGGUGGGCGUGGGAGGCAGCGGCAAGCAGAGUCUGACCAGGCUGGCGGCCUUCAUCAGCUCCAUGGACGUGUUCCAGAUCACGCUGCGGAAAGGCUACCAGAUCGCAGACUUCAAGAUGGACCUGGCCAGCCUGUGCCUGAAAGCUGGGGUAAAGAAUCUCAGCACAGUGUUUCUCAUGACUGAUGCCCAAGUGGCUAAUGAGAAGUUCCUUGUGCUCAUCAAUGAUCUCUUGGCUUCUGGAGAGGUCCCAGAUCUCUACUCUGAUGAUGAAGUUGAAAACAUCAUAAACAACAUGAGGAAUGAAGUCAAGAGCCAAGGUUUGGUUGACAACAGAGAGAACUGCUGGAAAUUCUUUAUAGAUCGGGUCCGACGACAACUGAAGGUGACUCUCUGUUUCUCCCCUGUGGGGAAUAAGCUGAGGGUCCGCAGCAGGAAGUUCCCAGCCAUUGUGAACUGCACGGCCAUUGACUGGUUUCACGAGUGGCCUCAGCAGGCAUUGGAGUCUGUCAGCCUUCGCUUCUUACAGAACACCGAGAGCAUCGAGCUCACAGUCAAGCAGUCGAUUAGCAAGUUCAUGGCUUUUGUCCACACAAGUGUCAACCAAACAUCCCAGUCCUAUCUGAACAAUGAGCAGCGCUACAACUACACAACCCCCAAAUCAUUUCUGGAGUUCAUCAGACUCUACCAGAGCUUGCUGCACAGGAAUGGAAAAGAGCUCAAGUCCAAGAUGGAGCGGCUUGAGAACGGGCUGCUGAAGCUCCGCAGCACAUCUGCCCAGGUAGAUGACCUGAAAGCCAAGCUGGCCACGCAGGAGGUGGAGCUGAAGCAGAAGAAUGAAGAUGCAGACAAGCUGAUUCAGGAGGUGGGCAUAGAGACUGACAAGGUGAGCAGAGAGAAGGCCCUGGCGGACAAGGAGGAACAGAAGGUGGCUCUCAUCAUGCUGGAGGUGGAGCAGAAGCAGAAGGACUGUGAAGAAGACCUGGCCAAAGCAGAGCCAGCACUCAUAGCAGCCCAGGCUGCUCUCAACACCCUCAAUAAGACCAACCUGACAGAGCUGAAGUCUUUUGGUUCCCCACCUCAGGCUGUGAGCAAUGUCAGCGCAGCUGUGAUGGCCCUCAUGGCCCCUGAGGGAAAGGUGCCCAAGGACCGAAGCUGGAAGGCCGCUAAAGUCGCCAUGGCCAGAGUGGAUGCCUUCCUGGACUCUCUGAUCAACUUCAACAAAGAGAACAUUCAUGAGAACUGCCUCAAAGCCAUCAGGCCAUAUCUGCAGGAUCCCGAGUUCAAUCCUGAGUUCGUGGCCACCAAGUCUUACGCAGCUGCGGGCCUCUGUUCUUGGGUCAUAAACAUUGUGAAGUUCUAUGAGGUGUUCUGUGACGUGGAGCCCAAGCGCCAAGCUUUGAGCCGAGCCACCUUGGACCUCACAGCCGCCCAGGAGAAGCUGGCAGCCAUUAAAACCAAGAUCGCACACCUUAAUGACAACCUGGCCAAACUCACCGCCAAGUUUGAGAAAGCCACAGCAGACAAACUCAAAUGUCAUCAAGAAGCUGAAAUAACCGCAAGCACCAUCUCCCUUGCAAAUCGCCUGGUGGGAGGACUUGCUUCUGAAAAUGUGAGGUGGGCAGAAGCUGUGCAGAACUUCAAGCAACGGGAGAGGAAAUUAUGUGGAGACAUUUUACUUACCACAGCUUUCAUUUCAUACCUCGGUUUCUUUACAAAGAAAUACCGUCAGAGCCUCAUGGAUGGGACCUGGAGACCAUACCUGAGUCAACUGCAAGUUCCCAUCCCAGUCACCCCCUCCCUGGACACCCUAAGGAUGCUGAUGGACGAUGCAGACCUAGCUGCCUGGCAGAAUGAGGGCCUCCCAGCAGACCGCAUGUCCGCAGAGAAUGCAGCCAUCCUCACCAACUGUGAACGCUGGCCGCUCAUGGUUGACCCUCAGUUACAAGGCAUCAAAUGGGUCAAGAACAAAUAUGGUGAAGACCUUCGGGUCACCCAGAUUGGUCAGAAGGGCUACCUUCAAACCAUAGAGCGUGCCUUGGAAGCUGGGGAUGUGGUGCUCAUUGAAAACCUGGAAGAGUCCAUUGAUCCUAUUCUGGGACCACUGCUUGGGAGAGAAGUCAUUAAAAAAGGACGGUUCAUUAAAAUCGGAGACAAAGAGUGUGAAUACAACCCCAAGUUCCAGCUCAUACUCCACACCAAGCUUGCCAACCCUCACUACCAGCCUGAGCUGCAGGCUCAGGCCACCCUGAUCAACUUCACUGUGACCAGGGAUGGCCUGGAGGACCAGCUGCUGGCCUCUGUGGUCAGCAUGGAGAGACCAGACCUGGAGCAGCUGAAGUCAGAGCUCACAAAGCAGCAGAAUGGGUUCAAAAUCACCCUGAAAACGUUGGAAGACAAUCUGCUCUCUCGCCUCUCCUCGGCAUCCGGGAACUUCCUGGGAGACUUGGCCCUGGUGGAGAACCUUGAGGUCACCAAGCAGACUGCUGCAGAAGUUGAGAAAAAGUUCCAGGAGGCCAAUGUGACCGAAGCAAAAAUCAACGAGGCCCGAGAGCACUAUCGACCAGCUGCUGCCCGAGCCUCUCUGCUCUACUUCAUCAUGAAUGACCUCAGCAAGAUCCACCCCAUGUACCAGUUUUCUCUCAAGGCCUUCAGUACCACCUUCCAGAAGGCUGUACAGAGGGCUGGCCCUGCUGAGAGCCUCCAGGAGCGACUGACCAACCUGAUAGACAACAUCACCUUCUCUGUGUACCAGUACACCACCCGCGGGCUCUUCGAGUGUGACAAGCUGACCUACCUUGCCCAGCUCACCUUUCAGGUUCUCCUCCUGAACCAGGAGGCAGUCACCACAGAGCUGGAUUUCCUGCUUCGAGCUCCAGUGCAGACCAGCACCCCCAGUCCGGUGGACUUCCUCUCCCACCAGGCCUGGGGUACCAUCAAGGCACUUUCAUCUAUGGAAGAAUUCUAUAAUCUGGAUCGGGACAUCGAGGGGUCGGCCAAAAGCUGGAAGAAGUUUGUGGAAUCAGAAUGUCCUGAGAAGGAGAAGCUCCCACAGGAGUGGAAGAACAAGACUGCCCUGCAGCGCCUCUGCAUGAUGAAAGCCAUGCGGCCUGACCGGCUAACUUACGCCAUGCGACAUUUUGUUGAGGAGACAUUAGGAAGCAAAUAUGCAGUGGGAAGAGCACUAGACUUUGCAGCCUCCUUUGAAGAAUCAGGACCAGCCACUCCCGUAUUUUUCAUCCUGUCUCCAGGGGUGGACCCACUGAAAGAUGUGGAAAAUCAAGGUAAAAAACUUGGAUAUACCUUCAACAAUAAGAAUUUUCACAAUAUAUCUUUGGGGCAAGGACAGGAAGUAGUGGCUGAGGCUACGCUGGAUCUAGCUGCCCAGAAAGGUCACUGGGUGAUUUUGCAGAACAUCCACCUGGUUGCCAAGUGGCUCAGCACCCUGGAGAAGAAGCUGGAGGAGCUCAGUGAAAACAGCCACCCAGAGUUCAGGGUCUUCAUCAGUGCAGAGCCUGCACCCUCCCCUGAGGGCCACAUCAUCCCCCAGGGCAUCCUGGAGAACUCCAUUAAAAUCACCAAUGAGCCCCCCACGGGCAUGCAUGCCAACCUGCACAAGGCCCUGGACAACUUCACUCAGGACACCCUGGAGAUGUGUUCCCGGGAGACUGAGUUUAAGAGCAUCCUCUUUGCUCUCUGUUACUUUCAUGCGGUGGUGGCAGAAAGACGAAAGUUUGGGCCUCAGGGAUGGAAUCGCUCCUACCCCUUCAACACUGGGGACCUCACCAUCUCUGUGAAUGUGCUCUACAACUUCCUGGAGGCCAAUGCAAAGGUCCCCUAUGAUGAUUUGCGUUACCUCUUUGGAGAGAUCAUGUAUGGAGGCCAUAUCACUGAUGACUGGGACAGGAAACUCUGCAGGACAUACCUGGAGGAAUUCAUUAAACCAGAAAUGCUUGAAGGAGAGCUGUCUCUGGCCCCAGGGUUCCCACUCCCAGGCAACAUGGACUACAAUGGCUACCAUCAGUACAUUGACACCAAGCUGCCCCCCGAGUCGCCAUAUCUCUAUGGCCUCCACCCCAACGCCGAGAUUGGCUUCUUGACACAAAGCUCAGAAAAGCUCUUUCGCACGGUGCUGGAGCUGCAACCCCGGGACAGCCACGCCAGAGAUGGAGCUGGGGUUACCAGAGAAGAAAAGGUCAAGGCCCUCCUGGAAGAAAUCCUGGAGCGGGUAACUGACGAGUUCAACCUACCAGAGCUGAUGGCCAAGGUGCAGGAGCACACCCCAUAUACUGCAGUUGUCUUCCAGGAGUGCGAACAGAUGAACGUCCUCACCAGGGAGAUCCAGCGCUCACUGAGGGAGCUGCACCUCGGCCUGAAGGGGGAGCUGACCAUGACCGGGGACAUGGAGAACCUACAGAACAACCUAUACCUUGAUACAGUGCCAGAGCCCUGGGCCAAGCGAGCCUACCCUUCCAUAGCAGGCCUGGCUGUCUGGUUUCUGGACCUCCUCAGCCGAAUCAAGGAGCUGGAGGCUUGGACAGGUGAUUUCACAAUGCCCUCCACUGUGUGGCUGACAGGCUUCUUCAACCCCCAGUCCUUCCUGACCGCCAUAAUGCAGUCCAUGGCCCGCAAGAACGAGUGGCCACUAGACCAGAUGGCCCUGCAGUGUGAUGUGACAAAGAAGAACAGAGAGGAGUUCAGAAGCCCUCCUCGGGAAGGGGCCUACGUCCAUGGCCUCUUCAUGGAAGGUGCCCGCUGGGAUGCACAGGCUGGGGUCAUUACAGAGGCAAAGCUAAAGGACCUGACACCCCCCAUGCCUGUGAUGUUCAUCAAGGCCCUCCCUGCAGAGAAGCAAGAUUGCCGCAGCGUCUAUCCUUGUCCCAUGUACAAGACUUGUCAGCGGGGACCCACUUACGUGUGGACUUUCAAACUGAAGACUAAGGAGAACCCAUCUAAGUGGGUUCUAGCUGGAGUAGCUUUGCUUCUCCAGAUCUAG